AAUCAAAAUAGCGUAUUGUCCUCAUUACGUAUGCCAAAGCUUUUGAAACGUUUUUUCUUUUCUUCUUUUGGUUGGGUUUGGUUUGUUCUCAUCGCACUCAACCUUUCUAAUCAAUUAAAUUAGAAGAACAAAAGAAAAAAAAAAAAGAAAUUAAAGGCUUAAGGGACGCCAUUCAUUCCACAAAGAUGUGGUUUUGAGCUCAACAUAAGCUCAAACACGUGUUGUUCGUUUUUUCAAUCCUCAGUCCCAGGUUGACCUUAAGAAGAGUCUGGAAAUGGAGUUCAAAGAAGGGAGUUCAGUGGAGGUGAUGAGAGAACAGAUGGGUCCUUACGGUCCAUGGUAUCCUGGCAGGGUAAUUGGUGUAGAUGGCAAUGAUUACACGAUCAGGUACAAGUUUCUUAUGGAUUGUCGAGGAAAAUUGGUUGUGGAAAGGGUGCAGGAGAAGAACAUGAGGCCUCAACCUCCACAACAUGAUCGGGAGAAGAAAAGAUGGGUGGCUGGUGAUAUAGCUGAGGUGUUUGAUACACAGUGUUGGAGGGUUGGAAAGGUAGCCAAAGUAUUGAGAAAGGGUCGUUUGGUUAUUAAGUUUUAUGGGUUCAUUCAACUCAAGGAAUUCAAUGUGUCUUGUUUAAGAACUCAUAAACUUUGGCAUGAGAAGAAGUGGUCACUGCUUGUCAAAGUUCAAAACCAUGGACAGGAAGCUAGCCAUUCUCCACAACAAACUAUUUCAAACCAGUGUUGGAGCUUGGUUUGCAGUGAUCCAGUUCAGGCAGUUUGUGAAUCAAAAACUUGCACAAAAAAUGAAUAUGUACGAAGAAGCCUUAAGAAGAGAACAAAUGCCUUUGAUCCUCUUCAUGAACCAGUCUCCAAGAACCAAAUGUUGGGAAAAAACAUUAGGAAAAGAACAUCCAAACCAGUUGCAGGAGUAUGCAAUAGCCCUUUGGUAAACAACCAUUCUUUGUAUACUUUUCACCAAAUAAGAUUAGAUAACACCACCAAACCGGAACAAGAAACAAACAACUGGUUACAUUGUUCUGUUCAAUCUACUGAAGAUAGUAACGAGUGCUCGGUUGCUAGUUGUAGUUUGAACGAGUCUGCUAACUCCACAAGAGGAAGCUCACUCAAGCUUAACGAAAAGAAUUUUCCUGAUUCGGACGCUGAGUCAUCUUCAUUGCCCUCAUUGUACAGUAAAAGGAACACAGUUCUUCCAUGUCUUGGAAGCAAACUAGGAGUUGACAUCCAUAACUUGGAGCUUGAAGCCUACAAGUCAACAGUUUUGGCACUAUAUGCCUCUGGCCCCUUAAGUUGGGAACAGGAGUCUAUGCUAACUAAUCUACGCCUCUCUCUACAUAUUUCAAAUGAUGAACAUUUGCUUCAGCUGAGAAACCUUUUGGCUGCUCAAGUUGUUUGAUCAUCUUUAUCUCGGUCAACACCGACAUGUUUGGUAUCUGCUGAAAAAUUCAGGUGAUUAAUUCUCUACUAAUCUCUUGAAUAUUUUGGCUGCUGUACUUUGUAGCUCUUUAAGUUGUAGAUACAUGUGUAAGUAAAUUGGUCCAGAAUAUUUUCAGUUUUGUUUUUGUUUUCAUUUGUAGUCAUAAUAAGUAUAAGUGACAAUGUCUAUGACCAAAAAGAUUACAUAUAUGUAGUGUUAAUAAUAAUAAGUAUGUAAAUGCUUUUUGGAUGCCAACUUGUUUGUUAAUGAUGGAAUGAGAUCUUUUAGUUCU
This is a messenger RNA of Cannabis sativa, 1724 nucleotides long. RefSeq lists its product as uncharacterized. The record is from RefSeq and is a predicted model, not a curated record. NCBI's taxonomy places the organism in Eukaryota, Viridiplantae, Streptophyta, Magnoliopsida, Rosales, Cannabaceae. The transcript has 3 exons. Bases 275 to 1411 code for a protein of 378 amino acids.